GUCUCUCCAUCGAGCUGAACGAACUGAAACUGCUCCUCUUCCUCUUGAGUAGAAAAAAACGAGAUGCAUAGGAUGGUGUAUCGGUGCGGCGGCCACCGUUCAGCUUCAGCAAGCCCCUACCUUGUUUUGCUGAACGAUCUCCUCCUCAUUCCCGUUUGGCACUACCUCGUGGCCUUGAUCGCAAUCUGCUUCGCAUUCCUCUACCAUUUCCUCGAAUUCCAUUUCCUCCAUGACCUCUUCACCGGAUUCAGAGGCUGCUCCGUCGCCUUGACCUACCACUCCUCCUCCCGUAUCUACCACGACGUCGUUUCCAAGUGCCGGAUUCUCCAUUCCAGGUAUCUGGUCACCCCCUGGCUCUCAAGUCCUCAUUUGCAGACCGUCUUCCUCAGUCUCUUUGGCCGCCCUCCCGUUUUCAACUACCGCAGAGAACUUUUUCAUCUCUCUGAUGGUGGAACUAUCGCCUUGGAUUGGUUACUGGACUCUGAUGUUCUGGGAAGUAACUAUGACACAACCAGUUCUAUUCCAAAAGAUGAUAUAAAACCGAUUGUGCUAGCCAUUCCUGGAUUGACAAGCGACUCCGAAUCUCCUUAUAUAAAGCAUCUUGCUUUUAACACGGCGCAAAAGGGAUGGAACAUUGUUGUUACCAACCACAGAGGUUUGGGUGGUGUUUCAAUUACUUCCGAUUGCUUUUAUAAUGCUGGUUGGACAGAGGAUCUGCGGGCAGUCAUUAAUCAUCUCCAUCAUGAAUACCCCAACGCUCCUUUAUUUGUUGUUGGAACGAGUAUCGGAGCCAACAUUUUGGUAAAAUAUCUUGGGGAGGAUGGAGAUAGUGUUCCAGUUGCUGGAGCUGUAGCAAUAUGUUCUCCUUGGGACCUUCUGAUUGGUGAUAGAUUUAUAAGCCGUAGGCUGUUGCAAAAAAUUUAUGACAGAGCUCUUGCAAUUGGCCUUCAAGGCUAUGCACAAUUACACCAGCCUAUUUAUUCUCGCCUCGCUAAUUGGGAAGGUAUAAAAAAGUCGCGUUCUAUUCGUGAUUUUGAUCAUCAUGCUACCCGCCUUGUUGGGAAAUUUGAGACUGUGGACACAUAUUACAGGCGUUGUAGCAGUGCUAGUUAUGUAGGAAAUGUGUCAGUGCCACUACUCUGUAUCAGUGCAUUAGAUGAUCCACUUUGUACUAGGGAAGCCAUUCCUUGGGAUGAAUGCAGGGCAAACUUAAAUAUUGUAUUGGCUACCACAAAGCGCGGAGGACACUUGGCUUUCUUUGAAGGAUUAACUGCAGCUGGCAUCUGGUGGGUAAGGGCUGUGGAUGAAUUUUUAAAAGUUUUACAUAGUAGCCAGUAUAUGCAUGUAAAGAAGGUGGCAAGUUCUUACCCACCAUUAAUACUGGACUCUUCAAUAGAUCAGGGUCCCUAUGUAAACAUUGCAGAAGAUGGAAUGGUGGCUGCAGUGGGCAAUGAACAGGUAGAAGAGAAUAGGGUAGAAGAUGUACUUGAAUCAGGAGAAGGUAAAAUUUCAGCAGAGCGAGAUCAACAGAGGCCACAGCCAGAGUCGGAUUCUUUGGCUGGUGUUGUAGAAUCUUCUGAACAAGCUAUUACGCCUCUUGAUGUAAUUGCUCCUGUUAGAAGACGCUUACAUCUGCUAUCUCGACAGAGUAGGUGGUCAUUGUGGUUGCUUGUUUAUAUUGCUAUUGUGACAAGUUGGCCAGUGGUAGGUUCUGUCCUCCAGAUUGCAUUGCGAAAGAAGCUCAGAAAUGUCUUAUCUGGUGCUUUCUUCAAAAGAUGAGCACAGGCUAUUUACAUUACUAUUGUAUGCCAAGUCUAGGUUCUCGAUCCCAACUAUAUAAAUAAACAAUACAGCUAUAUACAUGACUAGCAACACCUGUGUAUUAUGUAUAACUUAUAAUUAAGUUACAAAACCCAAUGUAAUCUGUAUCAAUGAAAAUAGGGAGAAGCAGUAUAUUUGGGUUUAUGGAACCGAACAAUGCAAUCUUAUUCAGAGUGAAUCUGCAAUAUGGACCUCAAUUUUUUA
This is a messenger RNA of Rosa chinensis, 2025 nucleotides long. RefSeq names its product embryogenesis-associated protein EMB8. NCBI's taxonomy places the organism in Eukaryota, Viridiplantae, Streptophyta, Magnoliopsida, Rosales, Rosaceae. Bases 64 to 1779 code for a protein of 571 amino acids. The record is from RefSeq and is a predicted model, not a curated record. The transcript is spliced from 13 exons. Gene Ontology annotation, molecular function: monoacylglycerol lipase activity; short-chain carboxylesterase activity.